AUGACAGGCAGGAGGUAUAUUCUGUGGUACUACGUGGGAGGGACAUGGAUUGUCGACGAUUCCUUCCUGGGCUGGAUGGACCUGAAGGUCGACCAUGUCACGAAUGGAAACUUGAGCGAGAUUUCCGAUCACGAUAACAACAUGUCGAACAAAUAA
Molecule: messenger RNA, 156 nt
Organism: Colletotrichum costaricense
Lineage: Eukaryota; Fungi; Ascomycota; Sordariomycetes; Glomerellales; Glomerellaceae
Exons: 2
Coding region: 1-156 (51 amino acids)
Source: RefSeq, a predicted model, not a curated record